Molecule: messenger RNA, 831 nt
Organism: Ricinus communis (castor bean)
Lineage: Eukaryota; Viridiplantae; Streptophyta; Magnoliopsida; Malpighiales; Euphorbiaceae
Product: ubiquitin-conjugating enzyme E2 28
Exons: 5
Coding region: 178-624 (148 amino acids)
Biological process (GO): protein polyubiquitination
Cellular component (GO): nucleus
Molecular function (GO): ubiquitin conjugating enzyme activity
Source: RefSeq, a predicted model, not a curated record
AAAGAGAGCAGUGAGUAAUAACACCCACUCCUUAGUCCUUACUAUAUAAUAUAAAAACUCCCUCUCUCUGUUUUCCUCUCUUCAUUUUCUCUUUUUCAUUCUCAGAUUCUAAUACUAAUAAUAAUCUCGGCUGCUUCGGAGGAUCUCUUUCAGGGAUUUUUGUUUUUACUUUUGGUGAUGGCAUCGAAACGGAUCUUGAAGGAGCUCAAGGAUCUCCAGAAGGAUCCUCCUACCUCUUGCAGCGCAGGCCCAGUUGCUGAAGACAUGUUCCAUUGGCAAGCAACAAUUAUGGGGCCUCCGGAUAGUCCAUAUGCCGGUGGAGUGUUUCUAGUCACCAUUCAUUUUCCUCCAGACUAUCCAUUUAAACCACCUAAGGUUGCAUUCAGGACAAAGGUCUUUCACCCCAAUAUCAACAGUAAUGGUAGCAUUUGCCUUGAUAUUUUGAAGGAGCAAUGGAGCCCUGCCCUCACCAUAUCCAAGGUGCUGCUUUCAAUUUGUUCUCUGUUGACGGACCCGAAUCCCGAUGACCCAUUGGUACCAGAGAUCGCCCACAUGUACAAGACGGAUAGGAGCAAAUACGAGGCAACAGCAAGGAGCUGGACUCAGAAGUAUGCUAUGGGUUAAUUGUGCUGGUGUGAUAUGGAGGGCUUCUUUCCCUGUGACUUUGGUCUUUAAAUUAAUGUUAUGUAUGAAUGAUGAAGUAUUACCUGUGCCUCUUAUAAGUGGACCAAUAGGGAGAGGUCUGUUUUCUGCCCUUCUGAAACACAUUUGCUGCUUUUAAUUGUUUGUAUGGGGAAUUAUCUUUAGAACUUCAGUGAACUGCUUCAAAUA